Athalia rosae (coleseed sawfly) is the source of this 10729-nucleotide messenger RNA. RefSeq names its product apolipophorins (gene apolpp). Gene Ontology annotation, biological process: lipid transport. Gene Ontology annotation, molecular function: lipid carrier activity. The record is from RefSeq and is a predicted model, not a curated record. The coding region runs from base 62 to 10255 and encodes 3397 amino acids. Lineage: Eukaryota; Metazoa; Arthropoda; Insecta; Hymenoptera; Athaliidae. The transcript has 24 exons.
UGCUCGCUGUUUAGCACGAGGAUACUCGUUAUACGUGUGUUACAAUAGUCUCAACUAAACCAUGGCCCAUCACCCACCGAGGGUUAUCCUCGCGGGCCUACUACUGGGAUUUCUCCUAAUAGUUUCGCCAUCGAAAGCCAAUAAAUGCCGCAGUGGUUGCCAUGGAAUUCAUUCGGAUAAAGCGUACCAAGAAGGUAGAACUUAUACGUAUCAGUUGGAUGGUGAAUCGGUUACAUCCGUAAGCGAUGCUCAAGGACAUGCGAAUUUGAAGUUAAACGCUAUUGUUGAAUUGGCAGUAAAACCAGACUGCGUUCGGCAGAUCAGGUUGAAAAACGUGCGAAUCAAUGGAGCUCCUGCAUCGCAUGGAGACAUUGAAGCACACGCUCUGCAGUUCAAUUACCAUAAUGGUCACAUAGACAGCGAAGUUUGUGCUGAACCUGAAGACAGUCAAGCUGCAUUGAAUGUGAAACGAGCUGUAAUUUCGCUCUUCCAAGACGCAGUUGUUGAAAAUGACGGAACAACGACUCAUCACGAGACCGACGUGUUCGGCAGAUGCACGACAGAUUUCACAUUCAGUACGAAUGGCGAGUCACGAACGAUAAAGAAAUUGCGAAACCUGGAACAAUGUUCAUUCCGUGAAAGCAUAAAACAGGAUUUCAUAACAGCAACGUUCAAUCAAAAUUCUCAAAUAAAGUCAGCACCACUUUUGGCGGCAGAACAAAAGGUCGAGCAGCAAUUCGCUCGCGGUAUUCUUCAAAAGGCUGUCUCGGUAGAAACUUACAAUUACAGACCGUUCAGCAAUGGAGAAUCUGGUACUAAAACGAUUGUCGAAAUUGUACUCACUUUCAAAGAAGAAAGAGGAGACAGUCCAACUGCUCCAGUUUCCGAACCAAAAUCAAUCGUUUUCGAAAGCCCACAUAUCGUAGUGAAAUCAUCGGUCGAUGCCAUACAAAAGGCACUUCAUGCCACAAAAGACUCGAUGCCAGACGCGGUGAACCCAGACGCUGCCAGAAAAUUUGCGGAACUUAUCAAAGUGCUUCGUCAAAGUAGCAAGAACGACAUUCUCACCGUAUACUCACGCGUAAGAGCUGGUGCUGGUUUUGAAAAAGAUUCAGCGAAGAAGGUAUUCCUCGAUGCGCUUUUUAGAACCGGAACUGGUGACGCUGCUGAGGCCGCAGUUGAGCUUGUAAAAAAGAGGGAACUUAACCAGCUGGAGACUGUCAUCUAUUAUACCAGCCUCGUUUUUGUAAGACACGCGAGUCUGUCCUCCGUGACGGCGGUGACCAGUCUUUUGGACGAGAGUGAAAUUCCACGCAUCGCUUAUCUGGGUAUCGGUUCAUUGAUCGGUAAAUACUGCGAGGAACACAGCUGCGAAAAUGUUGGCACAAUUAACGCGGCGCUUGGAAAAAUAUCUUCAAAGUUGCACGGUAAACCGACGACGAGAAAACAGGAAGAUGUUGUGAUUUCGGCACUGAAGGGACUCGGAAACGCGAGGUACCUCGACGACGAAACUUUGAUCAAAAUCGCAAAGAUCGCGACCGAUAAGAAACAGCACAGUCGCGUCAGAGUCGCUGCAAUUCAAGCACUUCCAACCAGGUGCUCCAUGAAGUGGAAGGAGCCUCUUCUCCAUACUUUGGCCGACCGCGUCGAAGACAGUGAAAUCAGAAUCAAGACUUACCUCGCUUUAGUUGCUUGCCCGUGUCCGCAUGUUGCCGGCCAACUUAAGACUGUACUCGAUAAGGAGACUGUCAAUCAAGUCGGAUCUUUCAUUACGUCCCACUUGAGGAACCUCAGAGCUUCGACGAAUCCCGAUAAACAGGAGGCUAAAAGCUAUUUUGGACAUAUCAAACCGCGUACCAGAUUCCCCGAAGAUUUCAGAAAGUUUUCUUUCAACAAUGAACUUUCUUACAGCAUCGAUGCCUUCGGCGUUGGAUCAUCGGCGGAAAGCAAUGUGAUCUACAGUCAAAACAGUUUCGUGCCAAGUUCCGCUAAUCUGAAUCUUACCACGGAAAUUUUCGGGCGAACUUUUAAUUUCUUAGAAAUUGAUACCCGAUUCGAGAAUUUCGACCGAUUAUUAGAGAAGUAUUUCGGACCGAAAGGAACACUGAGGUCUUCGAAAUUGAAGGAAACUGUCCUCGAAGAGCGUGAAACUGUCACAAAUUUGUGGGAAAAGAUCGUGAAUCGAUUCAAUAAGAAAGUUGGAAGACACGCUCGAAACGUUAAUCCAAAAGCGAUUGACAAUUUCAGCAAAAAGAUCCACCUGCCAGACACUGAACUUGACGAUGACCUGGAGCUUGACCUUUCCAUAAAAUUAUUCGGGGCCGAACUUGUAUUCCUCAGUUAUCAAGGCAGUCGAGACAAACUGAACACCGACAAGGUGAUCGAACAACUACUCGACCUUCUAGAAUCCGGUGUCGACAAGGCGAAGAAUUUCAACUUCCACUUCAAGAACCACCUUCACUUUUUGGACGCUGAAUUGGUCUACCCCACCGGUCUGGGUUUCCCAUUGACUUUGGGCAUCACCGGUACCAGUGCAGUCCACUUUAAAACUAGCGGUAAAGUCGACUUGGUAGCGAUCUUCAAUGAUCCUAAAUCAUCCGCGAUUCAAAUCGCUCUUGAACCAAGUGCAUCGAUCAGUAUAGUUGGGUCUAUGGUAGUCGAAGGCUACGGAAUUGAGUCUGGUUUGAAGGUAGUUUCCACCCUACAUACCUCAACGGGAACCGACGUAUCGGUAAAAUUAUUGGACGGAAACGGCGUGGACAUAAACGUAGGAAUUCCAAGACCAAAACAAGAAAUCAUAAGCGUAACAAGCGAAGUCCUUCUCAGUUCAGGAGCUAAGGGCGACAAUUACGUAGCCCCUAAAUUCGGCAGAGGAGUAGACCACGCUGAUUGCUUCGACCAGUUGUCUAGCGCGAUUGGACUGACCGUAUGUGGAAAGAUCAGUUAUCCCUACGACAGCAUCGCUGCGGUUCAGAAGAAGUCGCUUUUCCCACUCAGCGGACCAGCCGCAUUCGCGGUAUACUUAGAAAAUAACGACGUCAAGAGUUACCACUUCAAGGCGUACUAUAACUCGGCCAACCCGAAAGCAAGGUCGGUGGAAAUUCUACUCGAAACUCCGAACAGCAGAACGAACCGCCGCAUAUCGCUGGUUUUAGAGGCGGCCCUCGAGCCCGAAAAAGUCCUGAGGGCGACUUUCGAUUCUCCAUUCAAAAAAGCGUCAGCUGAAGCGAUAAUGAAGAACAACGACAGGGAGUUGACUUUGGCAGUUUCGGUUCACCAUGACAGUAUCGAAUACUUUAUUAGAACUGGAAUAGUGAUCGCCGGUGGGAACAAAUACAGACCGAUAUUGGAAUACAAGGUACCAGACCACGUCGAAAAACUUGCAGGAAUCAAAAACGGAGUUAAAAAUAACCAUAAAAACGGUCAACAGUACACCGUUGGAGGUGUUAUCGAAAUAUCGAAACAAAGUGAUGGCAAAAAAUACAUAUUUGAUAAAGUUACCCUCGCUUCAGGCGGGCAAACUUUAAUCGGCCUCGAUGGAAACAUCCACGUUCUUUCCAAAGGUGCCGAUGCCGAUAUGAAGGUCGAAUAUGGAGGUGAUAAUCUGAUACUCAAAGGACAUACGGUGCUGACCAAUAUUUAUAAUUACAAAGCCGAUAUCUCGGCAGUUUCCUCUACCAACCGUCCGCUUGGAUUCAGUGUAUCCGUUGAACGCAAGGGCGAUCAAAAUUCGUUCGAAGAAACAGCCGUCAUAGUUCAUGGAGCUGAUCUAAAUUCUCAAACGAAUCGCAUAUCCUACAGUGGAAAGAACAAUUUCAAAUACGUUUCCGCUAAAGAAUUUGACAUUUCUGUGGACAGGAAGGUCACAUAUCCAGCUAUUGGUCUGGUCCUUCACGUGGAAGGUGCUGUCUCUCCCAAAUCUCUUUCAUACGACUUUGAUUUCCACUACAACAAAUUCAAGCUUGAAUCAGAAUUUUCGGGCAAAAUCGGCGAUAAUCCUGGUAAUUUUGAGAUCGAUUUCGAGACAAAAUUGCAGGAAAACAGCAUCGAAUUUAAAACGAAACGCACCGUCCUAGCCGAGCACAAAAGCAAGAUAGAAUCAUCGUUGGAACUCCAUCCAGGCGGAAAAUAUGAGCUCGAUGCAACCAUCGAUUACGACGUGAAACCGAAUGAUAUCAACGCCCAGGUGAAAGCAGAGCUUAAGGUCAACGAUCAGAAGGUCGCCGUAGAUGUCGGUCUCUUAUCAAACCACGACAGACUGAAUUCUCGUGCUCUCAUAACUGUUGGAAACAACAAGUAUAUCGACUUUUUACUAACAGCGCAGUAUGGCGCCGCUCCGAAUGGACAUUUCAAACUGAAUUUGAAGGAUUACUUGACAUCUAGUGGUCAGUUUAAAUUCCAGAGGGGACAAUCGGGCGACGGACAAUUCGAGAUCAACAUUCCCAAAUUCCAACGCAAGAUAACCGGACAUGGAGAACUCUCCGUUGUUGGAUCAAAACACGUUGUCAAUGUAGAAAUUCUUUACGACGCCGGAAAAGACCCGAAGAAGCGGUUGAAAUUCUCCUCCGAUUCCGAUUUCACUUCUACAUCGGUCGACUCGAAGAAUGUACUCGAAGUGGUGGAUUAUAAGACGGUAGUAAAUGUUAAAGGUAAUCACGAGAAAACUAGCAACAUUCCAAACUUUGACGGUUCUGUAGAUGUGACCUUGCCAAAUGGUAGGUACCUCGUUUGGAAGGGUAGUAGAACCUCUAGCAUCAAAAACGACAAACGAGAGGGAAAAAUGGACUUCGAAUUGGCCGAUUAUAUAAACAAGGGAGGAAAGUGUAGGAAGAUCGUCUACCACGGUGAAGUACAUGAUCUAGAUCUCAAGGAAAUAACAUUCAGAGCGAAUCACAAUUUGCAAUUCGUUAAUUUGAACGGUGAAGAUGUCAAGCUUUCACUCAACGGAAAGUACCUACCCAACGGAGAUGACAAGCGAAUCAGCGAUGGCAAAUUUGAAGUGUCGGGAUCCAAGAUACCUUCCCCUUUCACCAUUGAAGUUUCGUACGACGGUCAGAAAGACAAUCUUUUUGGAACAUUCAAGGUUUACUCUUCUUUGGGAAACAAGCUGAGCUUCCAAGUACACGGAAACACCGUACGUGGAAACAACGACGACAAACCGUGCACCGCAGAUGUUGUAUUUGAACUUAAACUGCCCAGUGACAAGCUGAAGAACGUAAAACUUGACAUAUCCGCCUCUGUAUUGACCCCUGAAAAAACGGGUGGCCGUUUUGAAUACAUUCAAAAGACGCAGCUCACUUACAACGAAGAUAAGACCGCUAAGAUCGACUGGCACUUCGCCAACUCUGGUAUUCCUGAUGAACAGAAUGUGAUGGAAGGAAGCGGAAAAGUCACCUUCGCCAUUCACAGCAACGCACCGGUCACCGCUGGCUAUACCUACAGGCACAAUCCAAUCAACGAACUAAAGGAAUCUGCCGGUUCAUUCAACAUCAAUUACGGAAACAAACAGACAUCCCUUGCUGUUGACAGUAGCUAUCGCAAGAACCUUGACGUUUUGAAUAUCAACAUCAAGGCCAGCACUCCAAUCGAGAAGAUACGCAACGUAGAAGUCAAACUUCAGCAUACGGUCGACAAUCGCGGCGCCAACUUCAUUUCCGAAAAAAGUAAAACUGACUUGACAGUGAUCGUUGAUCAGGUAAAGUACAUCUUCAGUGAAGACUACACAACAACUAGCAAUUCCUUCGACGGCCAUUGGACUUACACUGCCCCAAGAGGCAAGCAAGAAAGUACCUUGAAGCUCAGCAAUCUUGGAUCGAAGGAGUAUAAGGGUGAAUUCAAGAGCAAUGGUAUUCAUGGACACUACGACGCCGAUGCUCAUAUCAAAGCACAGAGUGUUGAUGACUUUUUCGGCGUUGUUAAUUUCGACAGCGAUAAGUUGGAGACACGCAAGAUUCACGUGGAGGUCAACAACAAGCCAGCUAAGGGCGGAAAGAGGAUAGUGUUGAUUGUGACUGCCGAUGGAAAGAAUAUCGUAACUGGAAGUACGAACUAUAAGGAGCACUCCGAAGGUGGUAAAAGAAUCAUUGAAGGUAACGGAAGCUUGAAGAUUCGUGAGUCUACACAGUCUUCAUCGUUCAAGUAUACACGUCAGCUAUUCACCGGAGACGUUGAUGGUGAAAAUGGUGUUGCCAAUCUUUUGACCAUAAACUUUGGACAAUCCAGCAUCGUCGGCGAAUACAAAGCAACCGAAAAGGAACUGAUGUUCCUGAACAGUUACUGCGAACAAAGCGCGGAUUGUGCUACAGUGAAGCUACACUACAAGACCACCCCAGGAGGAGCUCUAAAGCGCUCGGACGAAUACACCGCUGAAGUUGACCUUAGAAAGUUCAACGUUCCAUUUGAAUUUGGUUUGAAGAGUACUCAGACGUUGGAUCCCAAGAGUGGAUUUGACAAUCAGGCCAGUCUCUACCUGCACUCUUCCGAUAAAAAGACCGAGUACAGCUAUCACGUCUACGUUCACCCCACUGAAUCUGGUGUCGUUUAUACAUUGCCGAGUCGUGAGUUGGCGCUCAUCGCGAUUUUGGAUCUUCCAAAGAACAAGCGUUCCGGAACAUACAAAGUAGACAUCUCAGCCUACCUCGACAGGAAGAAUAACCCAAAGGACAAGACCAGUCUGAUUAGCACCGUCGACGUUGUGGUAGACAAGGGUGCUGCGAGUGUCAGUGGUGAGACAAAAUUCACUUAUCCAUCUCAACCGAAAGAAUUGAGUGUGAAGGGCAAGGUCCACAUCGGAGGUGCUCAUCUGUUGGACGCAAAUGUUGACAUUGACGUUUUUGCUAAGAAGAACCAGAAGAUUGUCGUAACAGCAAAAUUGUUCAAGGAAUUUGUGAAAUCAAGCUACAAUGUGACCGGAAUCGUAUCGAUUGUGAGUCGGGGACAGCAACUGAAAAUUGAUCUCACCGAAAACCUACACAUAACCGAUGGUGACAUUUUCUUCGAAUCGUUAUUGUCUUACACGGACGAACACCAGAAGCCAAAAUCUACCGGAAUUACGUUCGCAUUCGACGUUAAGGAACUUCAUCUGCUCGUGAAGUCUCCAGACAAGGAUCUGAUCAGGGUCGACUCAAAAAUUCAACUGUCGAAAAAUCUGCAAAAGGUUUCCACCGAUCUAAGCAUCUUCGGGAAGGACCCAGUGGUCAUUACCUUUGAAGUCAAGGACCUCAACACCUUCUCAUAUUCUUCAUAUGCUAAGAAUAAACCGAACGACAAACUAGAAGCCAGUGGUCGCCUAGUCAUUGGCGAUCUAGCCGAAGCACGCGCUGAUCUUUACAAAGACGGAGCUAAGAAGCAACUCUUCCACGUACUCCUGCACCUCGACGAACGUCGCUACCUCAAGCCGGACUUGACAUUCAACAAGGACAACAUCGCUCAGACCAUCGAUAUAUACCGAACCCGUGUCAUUGAUGUAAUUACGGCUGGCGGUGAAUUCGUGGACGCCUUGGUAAAAGAAAUAAUUACGGAGAUCAAAGACUUACUUGAACACCUGAAGAAGGCUAGUCCGAAUUUCAAACCUCUCGUAGAUCACUACCAGGCCGAACUAGAAAAGAUAAAACAGGAGUCCAACAUUGAAAGCGAAAGCUUCAAGCAGGUCCAAGCUAAAUUUAACGAGAUAUUCGGUGGAACCAUAAGAGCUGUCGUGGAAGCCCUGAAGAAGCUUUCCGAAAGCAUUGACGAGCUUCAGAAGAUCUUUGAGGACCUCGCUGAACGAGUGAAUACCGCUCUCAAGACGACUAUUCCUGAAAUCCAGAAAACUUGGCGAGCAAUUCACGCCCUGGCGACUGAAACCAUCCACGAAGUUGCUACACUGGCAGCCACCUACAUCAAGACGAUAAUCGACAUCAUCAAUACCCACCAGGACGAGUUCAAACAGAUCGCAGUGAUCGCUGCGGAACUGGGUCAGGAUGUCGCGACUAUCGUAUUUAAGGCGAUUGGAAGGAUUCAGAACGAAGUGAAGGACUUCUUCACCGUCCUCAUCGAGGAACUCAAAGCACUUCCCACCUACGAAUUCAUUCAGCAAAAGUACCAGGAACUUCUGAACUACAAAAUACACGAGGGAGUAAUCCGAGCUGUAUCUGACAUCGUACAGUACGUGAAUAAACUUCUUCCGACCACAGAACUUCAGCAUCUCCUCACCGCCGUUUGGGAGUACGUUGUCUUACACGUCAAGCAGGAAAAGGUCGACGAGGUACAAGAAAUCAAAAAACUCUACGAACUCGUCGUAGACGCUCUCCAGUCGGUGUUCGAACUCGUCAAGUCCCAAGGCAUUGUGAAUAAAUUCGUCGACAUUUUCGAGACCCAGAUUCCAUGGGAUAUUACCGCGAUCUCCAGACUCCCAGGGAUCUCAUCGCUCAAGGUUUCGGUGAUUUCACUCAUACGGAAUCGGGAGUGGCCAACGCCAGCUGAAAUUUUCCAAGCAUACAGACCACCCGCGGAUCCAAGUAACUUGAUACCGCCGUUCAGCAAGUACGCUUUGUUCAUAGACGGAGGUCACUUCUUCACCUUUGAUGGCCGCCACUUGACAUUGCCCGGUCAAUGCAGCUACGUUUUGGCCCGCGAUGCUCGCGAUGGUAAUUUCUCAGUUGUCGGUGAAUUUGACAACGGAAAAUUGAACAGUGUAACGGUCACCGAACCAACUGAAAGCAUUACAAUCCAAUCCGCUGGAACCAUCCUCGUCAACAACCACCCAGCGGAAUUCCCAGCGAGCACCAAAAACCUCCAGGCUCAUUUGAAGGAACCCCUUACGCUUAUCAAGUCCGACUAUGGAGUUGAAGUUCAUUGCGUCAGAAACGGUCCUCUGUCUUGCAGCGUCCGAGUUUCAGGAUUUUAUCACGGAAAAGUCCGCGGAAUUCUUGGUAACGGUAACAACGAACCAUGGGAUGAUUUUACUCUACCCUCCGGAAAGGUUACCGAGAACGAGGGCGAGUUUGGAAAUUCCUUUAAGAUAACUUCCGGAUGCCCGAACGUCCAGACCGUCGAUCAUCAUGCCCAUCAUCACGACGCUACGUGCACAGAAUUCUUCAGCGGCAGGUCGCCUCUGAGCCCUUGCUUCAACUUCGUAAAUCCAGGUCCAUACCGUCAGGCCUGUGACCACGCUUCGAUGGCUGGCGACAAAAAGGAGGGCAGUUGUAACAUGGCUAUGGCUUACUUCUCCGUAUGCCGAGAAGCUGGUAUCGCAACGAAAGUACCAGCCAGUUGUGUACAUUGCGAAAAUGGAAAUCAGAAGAUAGACGUCGAUACCAGCUUCAGCGUUCAGCACCCCAAGCAACAGGCUGACAUUGUUUUCGUCGUUGAACAAGCUACCGAAAACGCGAAGGUCUUCCACGACCUCGUCACCCCACUCAUGACCGUUCUCAAAACCGAACUGAAGGACUACGGAAUCACCGACGUACACAUUGGUUUGAUCGGUUUCGGUGACCAUUUGGAAGUCCCGGUUCAUUACACGGUAAAAGGAAAUCGCAAUAUCGACGGAGAAGUGAAGAACAUGAAUUUCGCCGAGAAAAAACCAUUCUUAACGUUGGAGCAAGCUAAGGCUGGUGGCGCCAAAGAACGGAUGGAAUUCUUGGCCCAGAAGGUCAACGUUGAAUUGGGAACCCUCAGCAUCACUGCGGCCUAUUCAGAAGCACUGAGUUACGAUUUCAGACCAAGCGCUUCGAAGACAAUUAUUGGAGUAAUCGCGACACCGUGCGAAAAGAGCCUGUUGCCAGUUUCGCUGCAACAACUGAGACUCUUGCUCGGCCAGUUGGCUUACAAUAACCUUGGUGCAACUUACCAUCAAAUAGCAAAUCUGGACGAAAUUCUUUUAUCCGGAAAGCCGGUGAAGAACGUUGUCGGCUACGACGGGGACAGUAUCUAUACCUUCGCAGACAGUAAGAAGAAUCCAAUGGAAGGAAAUUCGCAGCUGAGAAAGACGAUGUCUCUGACUAACGAGGACGUGUGCGCUAAUUUCGCCGUCAACUCUGGCGGAGCAGUCUUCGGUGCUCACAAUUUCUUGGACGCUAAGCCCAACCAGAAGAAGCAGUUUAUCCAGGUAGCCGGAAGACGAAUUGCCAGCAGUCUGGCAAGUACGGUAAUAAGAGAGGAAUGCGUUUGCCGACAGCAGAAUGAUGGCCUAUACCCAAAAUCAGAAUGCGAAAUCGUUUCUAGAAAGGAAAAAGAGCCCACAGCGAGGCACACAAAGACAGGAACCAAGGGUUGAAAAUUCGUAGCUUCAGAGUACCGAAUGAUAUCUGCAGCAACGGUUUAUUAUUACAAAAUUAAUUAGGAAUGUCGUAUUUGUUACUUUGUUAUAAAUAUUAUGAUAUCAGUAAAAAUUUUAGAUAUAAGCCCCCGAACCCACCCCCUACACAUGUGAAAAUCCUACCUGAUUUUCAUUUUAUAUUUUUUCCUUCCUCUUCCCAUACCCCUUGCCCUCCUCGUAGCAAGAUUGGUUCUUGCAUACAGUAAUUCAAUCGUGUUAAAGGAGAAGUAAAGAAAAAAACAAGAAGACGAAGUAAAUGAGGAAAAUUGAAGAGAAGAAUAAUUAUUUUAUAAAAAAAAUGAUCUUUGAAGUAAUAUAGUUAUAAUAUUAAUGCGUUGACAACAGCUGUUCGUUCUACAUAUUAUAUGUAUGUAUGUAUAUGUAAUAAUAUGUGCAGAUUAUAUAAAUUAAAGAAGAUGGGAUGGAGAAGAA